Messenger RNA from Aspergillus alliaceus, 3709 nucleotides. Its product is annotated as MCM DNA helicase complex subunit MCM6. The coding region runs from base 133 to 3048 and encodes 971 amino acids. The record is from RefSeq and is a predicted model, not a curated record. Gene Ontology annotation, molecular function: single-stranded 3'-5' DNA helicase activity; ATP binding; single-stranded DNA binding. The transcript is spliced from 4 exons. Lineage: Eukaryota; Fungi; Ascomycota; Eurotiomycetes; Eurotiales; Aspergillaceae. Gene Ontology annotation, biological process: DNA replication initiation; double-strand break repair via break-induced replication; mitotic DNA replication. Gene Ontology annotation, cellular component: MCM complex; nucleus.
CCCCCCUCCCCCCAAGAUUACCCACAACCAAUACUUAUCGUGUGAAGGGGGAUAAAACAAAAAAGCGGACUACGCCUAGCUUGCUCGUUCGACCCAACUGUAAAGCGGCCUUGAUCUGGCUGCCCUCCCGCCAUGUCGUCCCUUUUCGACGCCGUUCUUCAAUCCGAGUUGGACUCCAACGCCGGCUCUCGCGAUCAGCGUCUUCAUUCAGAUCAACUUCCCAGCUCUCGCCCGCACCCACCUUCUGAAAGCAAUGGCCCAAUGAGUGAUAUGCAUGCAUUUCCCGACGACCAGGUCGUUGAAUUAAAUGCUUCGACCGUAAACCGACUCCGGAAUCCAUAUGUGAAAGGGCCCCCACCUGUGAUCGACGUGGCAGGCGAGAAAGUGCAGCAGGCGUUUGCAGAACUGCUUGAGACUUAUAUGGAGGAGCCCUCAUGGUCUGAGCCGCCGCCUUCUUCGGAAAUCCUCAGUGACAAAUACUACAUUGCUCAGAUCAAGGGCAUGCACAAAUGGGAGCUUUCCACACUCUAUGUGGACUUCACCCACUUGACGUCAAUGGAGAACCCAGUCCUGGCAGACGCAAUUGUAAAUCAAUACUACCGAUUCCAACCGUUCUUAACGAGAGCGCUGCACAGUCUGAUCUCAAAAUAUGAGCCCGAUUAUUAUGCCCUCCAUCGCAAACUUGACAAUGUGCCUUCGGAUGUCGGCACGUCUAUGAUGGCUGGCAAUUCAAGUGGGAGCGUAUCUGAAAAACAUAAAAUGGGUGAAUUCAUGCAGGAACGGACACGUCACCAGCAGACAGAUAAAUUAUUCUCUCUCGCUUUCUAUAACCUACCUCUUGUCUCCCGUUUGCGCCAACUUCGAACCUCACAGAUUGGGAAACUGCUUUCGAUCUCUGGCACUGUCACACGGACGUCAGAGAUCCGGCCGGAGUUGUCCCUUGGUACUUUCAUCUGCGAGAACUGCAAAACAGUUUGCCCCGAUGUCGAGCAAACUUUCAAGUACACAGAGCCUUCGGAAUGCCCUAACAGCACGUGCGGAAACCGCUCUGGUUGGCGCCUGGACAUCGGCAAGAGCACGUUUGUCGAUUGGCAGAAAGUCAAACUGCAAGAGUCCUCGCAUGAGAUUCCCACUGGUAGCAUGCCCCGGACCAUGGAUGUCAUUCUUCGCGGUGAAAUGGUCGACCGUGCCAAGGCUGGUGAGCGGUGUAUUUUCACCGGCACGUUGAUCGUUGUCCCUGAUGUUAGCCAGCUCGGACUGCCCGGUGUACGGCCGGAGGCGGUCCGUGAUGACUCUGCAUUCCGCAGUGGAGAUGUGGGUGGAGGAGGACUCACGGGUCUCAAGGCGCUUGGUGCGAGGGAUUUGACCUACCGUCUUGCUUUCCUCGCCUGCAUGGUCACCCCAGACACUACAACCCCCGGCCAGCAAUCGAACCAGCAGUUGAGUGGACAGUCUCAUAACAUUCUUGCUUCUCUAAACCAACUCACCGAGCCCGAAGCCAAUGAGGACAAAGCGCAGGAGGCGUUUCUUCACACCUUAACCUCGUAUGAGGUUGAGGACUUGAAAGGACUCGUUCAUUCAGACUAUAUUUAUUCCCGACUCGUGGACUCGAUUGCUCCCAUGAUCUAUGGCCAUCGCCAGAUCAAAAAGGGAUUGCUCCUGCAACUGAUUGGUGGAGUCAGCAAAUCUACAGAGCAAGAAAAUAUGCAACUCCGUGGUGAUCUCAACAUCUGCAUUGUCGGUGAUCCUUCGACAAGCAAAAGUCAAUUCUUGAAGUACAUUUGCUCUUUGCAUCCUCGCGCCGUAUAUACAAGUGGAAAGGCCUCAUCAGCAGCUGGUUUGACCGCUUCAGUUGUGAAGGAUGCCGAGACCGGUGAAUUUACGAUUGAGGCCGGUGCCCUGAUGCUUGCGAAUGGCGGUGGUAUUUGUGCUAUUGACGAAUUUGACAAGAUGGAUAUCAGCGACCAAGUUGCCAUCCACGAAGCUAUGGAACAACAAACGAUCUCCAUUGCAAAGGCAGGAAUUCACACGACUCUCAAUGCACGUGCAUCUAUCCUAGCCGCGGCGAACCCCAUUGGUGGACGAUACAAUCCGAAAGCCACCCUACGAGCCAACCUCAACUUCAGUGCCCCCAUUAUGAGUAGAUUCGAUCUGUUCUUUGUUAUUCGGGAUGACCCCAACGAAGCCGUAGAUCGCAAUCUCGCUAACCACAUCGUCAAUGUGCAUAUGAACCGAGAUGAAGCCGUUCAGCCAGAGCUCAGUACCGAGCAAUUACAGCGCUAUAUUCGAUUCGCUCGGACGUUCCGGCCAGUCUUCACUGACGAGGCUAAGGCUCUGUUAGUUGAGAAAUACAAGGAGCUCCGUGCCAAUGACUCCCAGGGCGGCGCCGGCCGCUCUUCAUACCGUAUCACUGUCCGCCAGCUGGAGUCUUUAAUCCGUCUUUCCGAAGCCGUCGCUAAGGCUAACUGCGUAGAGGAGAUCGUUCCGAAGUUCGUCCAAGAAGCAUUUGACCUUCUCCGCCAGAGCAUUGUAACUGUUGAAAAAGACGAUGUCGAAGUCGAUGAUGACGACGAACUUGCCAAUGCCAAGGAACGUGACGAGGAUCACGAAAUGGGCGAUGGUGACCGUGACCGAGAAGGCGACAGCCCCAUGCGCGAUGAGGUGGAAGAACAACCGGCAGCAUCGCGCCCAAGGACCAAGAUCACUUUUGACAAGUACAUGAAGAUCCUGAACCUCGUCGUGCGCCGAGUUAACGAAGACGAGUCCACUUCCGGCGAGGGCGUGGAGGAGGAGGAUCUCAUUGUUUGGUACUUGGAACAAAUUGAAGCCGAGCUGGAGAGCGAGGAAGAUCUACAACGAGAGCGCAGUCUAGCAGUAAAGGUCUUGAAGAGAAUGGUCAAGGACAACAUACUCAUGCCCAUCCGAGGAGAAGGCCUGGUUGAUGCAGCAGAUGGUGACCAAGAGGCGUCCUUCCGCACUGUUUACGUUCUGCACCCCAACUGUGCGGUCGAUGAUAUCGUGGUCCCGGAUCCUAAUAAGCGGCGGUGAUAAAAUAAGCAUAUAUAAGUUGGAGUAAUACUGAUUACGAGUCAUGAGGUGUGCUUGUGAAUUGUUCAUUCGGGUUGGAUGUGGAUUUCUGUGGAUAUAUCGGAUUAGACUAAUAGGUUCGGCGCGUACGGUGGUUUCAUUCCUCCUCCAACCAAUAUGAAGAUGAUGAAGUUUGAUGAUCUCUAUCUCCAUGCUUUUCCUAAAUCUGACUACCCAGACCUUUCUAUAGUUUUCAAUUAUCUUUUCUGAUUCCUCUCUCCUUGUUGCUCCCAAUUGUUCCCCAACUCACCCUCUUCACUCACUACAUCUUUUCUACCUUAUCCAUGCCUUCUUUAACUUCGUCCUAUCCACCACCUACUACGCGUCUAUAAAAUACUCAUUUCUCUUCCAAACAUGUUCUUCUUAUGUCUUGGCAACUAUCGAGGACUUAGAUCGCCGUCCGUCUUCCUUGUACCAAACACCUCACAGCUUAUAAUCCCUUUAGCCUACGCUCUGAUAGCUAUCCAAAGUCCUUCAUAUUUUGUUCACGUUCCCCAACAAUGAGAUCACUCUCCAGUCGUCCCUUCACAUUUCUCUCCUUCAUCUGUAUCAUUUAUCUUAUAUUCAGUCCACUGCCCUUCGCUUUAGGCUCGCUUAUGAUCCACUAGCAUCUCGCAAAAAA